This is a messenger RNA of Spodoptera exigua (beet armyworm), 558 nucleotides long. NCBI's taxonomy places the organism in Eukaryota, Metazoa, Arthropoda, Insecta, Lepidoptera, Noctuidae. The record is from the annotation of a GenBank genome assembly.
AUGUCUAAUGCGAUAUGUCAAAGUUUGCGGUCACCAAUAAAACGCUUGGCGAACCUGCGCCGAGCUUACCCUAUAUCUACUUCCCUUGUACACAACGAGACUAUACUAGUUAAAAAUAACGACGAAUUUGUCAAUAAGAUAUUUUACGGAUAUUGUCACUCCAUACUGGCAGAAGAGCUCUCUAUAUUAGGUACUGUUGUCCAGACGCGUUCGCCAUUCCAAAUCUUACCCCAACGGUCAUCAGUUAGCCGGGGUUGCGAGGUAAUGAACAGCGAUAAGCCUGUGAUAGUGAAUUUCCACGCGGACUGGUGUGAGCCCUGCAAAAUCCUGACUCCGAAACUGAAGGAGCUGAUUGAGCCGCUCAACAAUUUGGACCUGGCUGUCGUCGACGUAGAGGAUAAUGCCGACCUGGUGCAUACGUUCGAGGUAAAAGCGGUGCCGGCAGUAAUAGCAAUUAAAAACGGGAUCAUAGUGGACAAAUUCAUCGGUUUAGUCGACGCGGAUAUGAUCACGGGACUCAUAGACAGAAUGGCCGGUAAGAAAAAGGAGAGCGCGUAG